Messenger RNA from Spinacia oleracea (spinach), 1189 nucleotides. RefSeq names its product salicylic acid-binding protein 2. NCBI's taxonomy places the organism in Eukaryota, Viridiplantae, Streptophyta, Magnoliopsida, Caryophyllales, Amaranthaceae. The coding region runs from base 61 to 897 and encodes 278 amino acids. The record is from RefSeq and is a predicted model, not a curated record. The transcript has 3 exons. Gene Ontology annotation, biological process: jasmonic acid metabolic process; salicylic acid metabolic process. Gene Ontology annotation, molecular function: methyl indole-3-acetate esterase activity; methyl salicylate esterase activity; methyl jasmonate esterase activity.
UGUUAAAUUAAGUUCUCCAACACCCAAAAGAAGAGAAAGAACUAGAUAGAGAGGUACGUAAUGGAAGAAAGCUGUUACAUGAAGAAGCAUUUUGUACUAGUACAUGGUGCAUGUCAUGGUGCAUGGUGUUGGUUCAAGCUUAUACCACUACUAGAGCUCGCCGGACACCGUGUAACGGUACUUGACUUGGUGGCCGCCGGGAUCAACCUAACGAAGAUCUCUCAACUCCAAACUCUUGGCGAAUACACUGAGCCAUUGAUUCAAUUAAUGGAGUCUCUUCCUGAUGAUGAUAAAAUUGUUCUUGUUGGGCAUAGCCUUGGAGGGCUUAGCAUAGCUUUGGUUAUGGACAUAUUCCCUCAUAAAAUUGAUGUUGCUGUUUUCCUCACUGCUUUUAUGCCUGAUUCUUACCACACUCCCUCCUUUAUUUUUGACCAGUUUACUGCAAGUAUGCCACCAGGAGAAGAUUAUUGGGUCGACACCGAAUUCAAGAGCUACGGUGACGACCCAAAGGAGAGCCUUACAUCAUUUUUGUUCGGACCAUGCUUCUUAUCUAAGAUUUAUAAGUUGUCUCCCCCUGAGGAUUAUGAGUUAAUUUUGACAUUGAGAAGGCCAUCGUCGUUGUUCCUUAACGAUUUGUGGAGGCCGGAGACUAAGCUUUCGAAGGAAGGAUAUGGAUCAGUGAGGCUAGUUUAUGUCAUGUGUGACGAAGAUGAAGCAAUACCACCAGCAUUCCAACGAUGGAUGAUUAAAAAUAAUGGGGUGGAACAAGUCAAGGAGCUUAAACACUCAGAUCAUAUGCCCAUGUUCUGCAUGCCAAAAAAGCUAUGUGACUGUCUUUUGGAGAUAGCUAUGGAACAUCAUGCUACUACCUCUGACGUACACUACUCCAACUUCUGAGACCGAACUUCAGACUGAUCUUGAGCUUAAUUAAGUUGAAACUCGAUCUAUGUUGUAUUAAUUAUGUAAUUAGAUGAUAAUCGUGUGUUAAUGUGUCUGUUAAUUUGCUUAUUUGAGUUGUUUGCUUCUAGCUUUGUAAAAUACAUAGUAGUAAGCUUGAUUUACUCUUGACUUGUAAGAGUAAAUUUGCUUGUAAGAUACAAUGAUGCAUGUUUGAGUUGUAAGAUACUGGAUUGUAAGAGUUGUGUACUUGUGUGCUUAUUUAUAUUCAAAACUCUUUAUUUAUUGUCUA